Messenger RNA from Elgaria multicarinata webbii, 3645 nucleotides. RefSeq names its product twinkle mtDNA helicase (gene TWNK). The record is from RefSeq and is a predicted model, not a curated record. Gene Ontology annotation, biological process: mitochondrial DNA replication. The transcript has 5 exons. Gene Ontology annotation, molecular function: 5'-3' DNA helicase activity; ATP binding; single-stranded DNA binding. The coding region runs from base 329 to 2344 and encodes 671 amino acids. Gene Ontology annotation, cellular component: mitochondrion. NCBI's taxonomy places the organism in Eukaryota, Metazoa, Chordata, Lepidosauria, Squamata, Anguidae.
GCUGGCAUAGCGGCGCGGGAAUCUCGGGAAGUGAGAGUAUUUGCCCAUCGCGAGGGAAGUUUACGCGGGAGAACCUGCAUCGCAAGCAAGCAAGACACGAGCUGGCUAAGAUGGCGAGUCCUUAGCGGAUGGUUGGAGUGCCCAAGAAGAGAAGAUGUUUGAGGACUCGGUUGGUCCUCGGAGGGGGGCUCCUUAGGGAGAAAGAGCUGCCUGGCGAGGUGGAAUGAGGAGGUUUGUAGAAGGGAGAAGGAUCUACAACAGCAUCUUUUCGUACACCAAGAUAGAUUAAUGUAUUGUGCAUUUUUUUCCUGCCACUUGCAUAGAAGAAAUGUGGUUUCCCACAUGCUCCUUGCGGGUUCUUCCUCGUCACGGGUGCUUUGGGGGUAGGUGGAUUUUUGCAGGCAGCCAUGCUUGCAGACAGUACAAAAAGGAGACCCUUCCGUCCCCAGAGGGGCCAAUCCCACCUGUUACGGUCACAGAGAUCCGCCAGUAUCUCCGGGCACAGGGCAUAUCUUUCCAUGAUGGCUAUAGUUGUCUUCACGUGCCCAGUAUCUUUGUGGAGGAGCCGCAGCAGGUGCGCAAGAACUACAGCCUGUUUAUUGACAAAACGACAGGCCGCUUUGUCUGCACAACCACAUUGGUUGAAGGUGACUGGCGAGACUUCCAGGCCAGUGUAGAGUUGCGGCAUAAAGGGAUGGCUGUGGGUGACCUGGAAAAGGGUGAUGGGCAAAGGGACCAAGCUGGGGAGGAUGCCAGACACAUCUGGGAACGAGCCCUGCCUCUCUCUGAACUGCUGGAUGAGCAGGAGAUGGAGGAGGCCAAGGCUGCUUUUGGCAUUUCUAAUGUGUCAAACGCCACUCUCAAACGCUUUGGUGUGCGUUAUUUGCGGACUGCUCGAACCUUGGUUUUUCCGUGGUUCAGCCCCCGUGGCACCAGCUUGAAGGGGCUAAAGCUUCUGGGAGUUGAGCACCAAGGAAACAUAGUACGGUACGUGGAGAAUACUCUACCUCGCCCAAGCGCCUAUCACAACCUCUUUGGGCUGCCACUGAUCAGUCGACGAGAUACAGAAGUGAUACUGACUGGCCGGGAGCUCGAUACUUUGGUGCUGCACCAGGUGACUGGGCUACCCUCUCUGGCCCUGCCCCGUGGGAUUUCCUGCCUCCCCCCAGCCCUCCUCCCCUACUUAGAACAGUUUAAGCGGAUCACCCUGUGGUUAGGGGAGGAUCUCCGUUCCUGGGAAGCUGCCAAGCUCUUUGCCCGCAAACUGAACCCUAAACGUUGUUCAUUGGUGCGGCCAAGUGACCAGCAACUCCGGCCCUUGGAAGCUUUCACCCAAGGCAUGAACAUCACCAAGAUUCUGCGCACGGCCUUACCAGCUGGCCACAAGUCCAUCAUUUCAUUUCGCCAGCUACGUGAAGAGGUGUUUGGGGAGCUGGCCAAUGUGGAGCAGGUGGCUGGAGUCAAAUGGACUCGUUUCCCAGAACUGAACAAACUCCUCAAGGGCCACCGUAAAGGGGAGCUCACAGUAUUCACAGGUGCAACGGGCAGUGGAAAGACAACCUUCAUCAGUGAAUAUGCCCUAGACCUCGCCAUACAAGGGGUGAACACUUUGUGGGGCAGCUUUGAGAUCAACAAUGUGCGCUUGGCCAAAAUCAUGCUUACCCAGUUUGCCUUGGGAAGGCUGGAGGAACAGUUGGACAAGUUUGACGAAUGGGCAGACAAGUUUGAAGAUCUCCCGCUUUACUUCAUGACUUUCCACGGUCAACAGAAUAUCAAAACAGUGAUUGACACGAUGCUGCAUGCUGUGUAUAUGUAUGAUAUCAGCCAUAUCAUCAUUGACAAUCUGCAGUUCAUGAUGGGCCAGGAGCAGAUCACUGUAGACAGGCUUGCUGUUCAAGACUACAUUGUGGGUGCCUUCCGGAAGUUUGCCACAGACAACAGCUGUCAUGUGACUCUGGUAAUUCACCCCCGGAAAGAAGAUGAAGAGAGAGAGCUGCAGACAGCCUCAAUUUUUGGGUCUGCAAAGGCCAGCCAGGAAGCCGACAAUGUGCUGAUUCUGCAGGACAGGAAGUUGGUGACGGGCCCUGGCAAGCGCUACCUGCAGGUCUCCAAGAACCGCUUUGAUGGGGAUGUGGGCAUUUUCCCCUUGGAGUUCAGCAAAACAUCCCUCACCUUCUCGACCCCCAUCAAAGGCAAAGCCAAGUUGAAGAAGGUAAAAGAUGACACUGAUGAGCCCCCCAAGAAAGCUCCAGCAGCUGCUGGUGGGGCGUCUAAGAAGCAACGGUCUCCGUCAGCCAGCAAGCCUGCCCCAGUGAUCUCUCCUGAUGAACCCGUCAAAUCAUGAGAACUAGAAGAUUAUUCAGAAAGAAUUGGAAGCCAGGAAAAUCAGAGUCUUUCACCUGAUCAUAGGAGCAACAAUCUGACUAUGAACAAAAGCACUGGCCAGAUCUUUCCUGCUGUGUUACAGCUUUUUCCGUUGGGAUCAAGUGCUAGAAUUCUUUGAGAGAUGUGUGGAGAGUAUCAGGUUCUAGAAUCCCUCUACUAUCAAGCAAUAAUAUGGAGAAGAAACUUGGAUUUCUUCUCCAUUCCAUCCAAGAGGAAAUUAGCAGGCACACAUGGAUGCACCAUAGAAAAGAACUUCCUGUAUGCUGGGAUAGGCCCCAGAAAGUACCCUUGUUCUGGUCUUUAGCUUAGCUUUGGCUGGGGCCCAGUUAAUGCUCAGUUGCUGCUAACAAUGGACAAUACCGAAAAAAGGAGCGUUGGUGUCUCCAAGUUGCAUUAUGCAAUUCUUGCUCUAAUAUAUGAACAGAAUAAAGGUUUGCUGUAUGCUGGUAAGGUGUUGGAUCCUUGGCAUGGGCAGAAUAAGGGGUUGGAUCCCCUGGGAGUCUGUACUAUGGGGCUAGAGUCCAUCAUCAGCACAAAGGAGAUUAACCUAAAUGCCUUCCCUGCAGAAUUACCUCUUUCUGAGUUGCCUGCUCCGUACACACAGGCUCUGGGCUUUGCUGUUCCAGACUAAUGUGGAUUCUGAUGAAGAGUCUGCUUGUAGACAAAACCACACUGCUCAUGUAUUCCAAAGGGGCCUGUGGAAAAGCUGCCAUUAAGAAAGGUAAUGCAGCUUUAUUGAAAAAAGCCUUUCCAAACCCGUUAAUGGUUUUCUCAUACAUUUUGGUUAAAACUUUGGAUCAAUUUCUUUGGCUCAUUGCCCAUCCCUGCCUUGUUCCAUUUAAGUGCUGCAACUCUAGGAAAGGCUGCAUCCGUUUAGAGCAAAGAGGUGUUGCAAAAAAGCAAAUAGUUUCUUGCAAAUAUAUCCUGUAUAAGAAAUACUGCUUUUUAAAAUACUAAUCUCAAAAAUCGACUCUAAUAAAUGUAGAAAAUGAAAAGCGCUGACACAGGAGUAAAACCCAUUUCCUCAACCUUUUUCUACUUUCAUGAUACAUGGGACUCCCAGGGGGAGGAAAUGUGAACUGAUGCUGACGGUUAUUUGGUAUGACCUUACACAUAUGCACCAGGAGGAAGAAUCCUCAGGUUUUAAGUCACGGUAUUUAAAAUAAUCCAUGCAUUCUAGGGUGCAGAAAUUACGGGUUACUUGACAUUUUGUUUGGAUAUUGUGUCAUUUAAUGAAAUUAAAAACUUCUAAAAACCUCA